AUGGAGGCGUCGGCUGGAGAAGAAGCUCUGCUAACGCCGCGGCUGCUGCGAGAARCGGCGAAGAGUCUCGGCGARACGGCUGCUUCGAGAAUCAGCGGAUCCGACGAAGAAGAAGAAGCCGGAGCUUCUGACYAAGCGGCUYGUGCGAGGAUCGGCGGCGGCUGCUGCGAGAACCGGRGAAGAGGUUCGGCGACUCGGCUGCUUCGAGAUUCAUCGACGGCGGCGAUUCAUCARCGAAGAAGAGAAGAAGCCAGCGAUUCCGGCAAAUGA
Arabis nemorensis is the source of this 270-nucleotide messenger RNA. The record is from the annotation of a GenBank genome assembly. Lineage: Eukaryota; Viridiplantae; Streptophyta; Magnoliopsida; Brassicales; Brassicaceae.